Eremomyces bilateralis CBS 781.70 is the source of this 1177-nucleotide messenger RNA. RefSeq names its product ubiquitin-conjugating enzyme. Lineage: Eukaryota; Fungi; Ascomycota; Dothideomycetes; Eremomycetales; Eremomycetaceae. Gene Ontology annotation, cellular component: endoplasmic reticulum; cytosol. The transcript has 2 exons. The record is from RefSeq and is a predicted model, not a curated record. The coding region runs from base 245 to 742 and encodes 165 amino acids.
CUCCAUUCUCCAGCGAUCACAGUCGGGUACUCCGGAUGUAAGUUGCAUCUCCAAAGUCGACCUUUACUCUUUAAAGUUUAAUCAUCGAACCCCAAUUCUCCACCGAAAGCGGCCGCUCCCGAGCAGUAUAUGUACCUAUAACCUAACGACCAAUCUGAACGACCUGUCCUCUUCCCACACCAAACCUCCAUCCCACCAUCCACCUCCUCCAAACCCCCCUCACCCCCUCACCACCACCGCCACCAUGUCCUCCGUCGCCCAAAAACGCCUCCUCUCCGAAUACAAGACCCUCACGAACGAGCCGCCCGAAGGCAUCACGGCCGGCCCCGUCAACGAGGACGACAUCUUCGUCUGGGAGGCGCUCAUCCAAGGGCCCGAGGGCACGCCGUUCGAGGGUGGCGUGUUUCCCGCGGAGCUGAAGUUUCCCAAGGACUAUCCGCUCGCGCCGCCGACAAUGAAGUUUACGUGUGAUAUGUGGCAUCCGAAUGUCUACGCCAACGGCAUGGUCUGCAUCUCGAUCCUCCACGCGCCGGGCGACGAUCCCAACCACUACGAGCACGCGUCGGAGCGGUGGUCGCCGAUCCAGUCGGUGGAGAAGAUCCUGAUCUCGGUCAUGUCGAUGCUGGCGGAGCCGAAUGACGAGUCGCCGGCGAACGUGGACGCGGCGCGCAUGUGGCGCGAGCGGCGGGAGGAGUAUGUGGGUAUUGUGAGGGCGAAUGUGAGGAAGGGGUUAGGGCUUUGAGGGGAGGGAGGGGAGGGGGUGCUGGGGGGAGGACGAGGUUUGGGGUGGAUUUAUGGUCGAGAUGCAUUUGCGGAAGGCGUUUGUGGACGGUUAGUGGAGCGUUCAACAUACAUAUCAUAGAGCUUGUCCAAGGCAUAUAUCACUGGUCCUGUUCUACGACGGAGUACCUACCUAUUAGUCAGUCUCAUUAGGUAGCUGGCCUGCUGCUGUGCCGGUGCAGACUGUAGACGGUAGACUGUAGACUGUACUCCGUAGACUGUGGACACUAGCUAGACUGUAGACUCCUGUCGUCCAACCAAGGGACGGCUUACAAGUUACAACGGCAUAUCCUUACCCAAUAUGGAAUAAUGCCUGACAUGAGAUUAAACAAAGAUCUAGAUACGGAACACACAGGCAUCCCUCUCCCUGGCACAGCAGUACCUCUCUACUCAGCUA